Messenger RNA from Macrobrachium nipponense, 1311 nucleotides. Its product is annotated as tigger transposable element-derived protein 1-like. NCBI's taxonomy places the organism in Eukaryota, Metazoa, Arthropoda, Malacostraca, Decapoda, Palaemonidae. Gene Ontology annotation, molecular function: DNA binding. The transcript has 3 exons. Bases 1 to 1311 code for a protein of 436 amino acids. The record is from RefSeq and is a predicted model, not a curated record. Gene Ontology annotation, cellular component: nucleus.
AUGGCUCCUAAACGUCCUGCUUCUGGUAAAGCUUCUGGCAAUGAGCCUAAGCAAGUAAGGAAGGUCAUGACCCUCCAGCAGAAGGUGGAAUUGCUUGAUAUGCUUAAAGCAGGCAACAGUUUUGCAGCCGUAGGUCGCCAUUUUGCAGUCAAUGAAAGUACAGUCAGGUCCAUCCAGAAGGAGGAGGUCGAGAUAAGAAAGGCCGUCGGCAUUAGUUUUCUUGGCAGCGCCAAGAAAAUGAGUACUGUACGAGACCAGGAUGUGGUACGCAUGGAGUCUGCCUUGGCACUGUGGAUACACGACUGCCGUAAGAAGAACGUUCCCCUUGGUCGUGUAUUCAUAUGUGAGAAGGCAUGGCAGCUCUACGCAAAAUUUUCAAAUGGCAGCAACGUAGCUCAAGAAGCGGACUUCCUAGGCUUUGACGAAGCCUCUGAUGAAGAAGAGCCAAAAGCAGGACCUUCUUCAGCUCUUCAGGAGUUUCAAGCUAGCAAGGGCUGGUUUCAGCGAUUCAUGCAGAGAUUUCAGCUCAAGCAUGUCUCCUUGCAUGGCGAAGCUGCAUCGGCAGACGUGGACGCUGCACAAAAUUAUCCAGAAACCUUCAAAAAGCUAAUCAGCGACAAAGGCUACUGUCCACAACAGGUCUUCAAUAUGGACGAGACUGGCCUCUUCUGGAAGAGGAUGCCGUCACGUACAUGUAUUAUGAAAGACGAAGCCAGAGCCUCGGGUUUCAAGGCACACAAGGAUAGGGUGACCCUUAUCAUGUGUGGCAAUGCGGCGGGCUUCAUGUUGAAGCCAGGUUUAAUUUACAAUUCCGCUAAACCCAGGGCCCUCAAGAAUAAAAAUAUGCAUACGCUGCCGGUGUUUUGGAUGCAUAACUCCAAGGCCUGGAUCACCAAAGUCCUUAUGGAACGGUGGUUCCUUCAAAGCUUCAUUCCACAAGUCAAGCAAUACCUCAGCGACUUGUGUAUGGAGUUCAAGGUCUUGUUGCUUAUGGACAACGCCCGUGGCCACCCUGCUGAUCUUUGUUAUGAGGGAGUCCAGAUCAAGUUCCUCCCUGCGAAUACCACCUCUCUUCUGCAGCCCAUGGAUCAAGGUGUAAUCCGUGCUUUUAAGGCACUAUACACCCGGAACUCCCUCGAUCACCUAGUCAAGGCAAUGGAUGACGACAGUGCAUUCACGCUGAAAGCUUAUUGGCGAAAAUUCACAAUCGCUACCUGUCUGAACGUCAUCGAUAGGUCAUUGAGGGAUAUGAAGAAAGAGACCCUGAAUUCCUGCUGGAAGAAGUUGUGGCCGGAGUGUGUGAACGAUUAA